This is a messenger RNA of Bombus pascuorum, 2906 nucleotides long. RefSeq names its product ADP-ribosylation factor-binding protein GGA3 (gene Gga). Gene Ontology annotation, biological process: intracellular protein transport; vesicle-mediated transport. The transcript has 11 exons. The coding region runs from base 120 to 2072 and encodes 650 amino acids. Gene Ontology annotation, cellular component: trans-Golgi network. Gene Ontology annotation, molecular function: phosphatidylinositol binding; ubiquitin binding; small GTPase binding. The record is from RefSeq and is a predicted model, not a curated record. NCBI's taxonomy places the organism in Eukaryota, Metazoa, Arthropoda, Insecta, Hymenoptera, Apidae.
CUAUUUGCGAGGAAAAGCUCAAAAUGGUAUCUUUCAAAUCUUUGUUCGUAUUAUCUAUCAAAUAAACACAUGUAACCUAAAACGCGUGAAUUUAAAGAAAUUUAAAGGAAAUUAUAGAAAUGGAUGUUGUUGUUACAACAAGUUUAGAAGCCCUGAUACAAAGGGUAACAAAUCCCCAAAAUCAAAAACCUGAUAUAGCUGCAACCGAAGCAUUCUGUGUGAUGCUUACCAAAGAAGCAGAAGGUAUUCAAAUUGGCACUAAAUUAUUAGCACUGCGUAUUCAAUCAUCUAACGAGACUGAAGCACUUCAAGCUCUUGCUUUACUAGAUACAUGUAUGAAUAGAUGUGGACCAUCUUUUCACGCAGAAGUUGGUAAAUUUCGUUUUUUAAAUGAAAUGAUUCGUUUAGUUUCACCAAAGUAUCUAGGUGGUAAAACGCCAGCCAUGGUACGCCAAAAAGUAUUACAGUUGUUACAUACUUGGACAAGGGAGUAUCCAAAAGAAUUAAAAAUUAAAGAAGCCUAUGAAAUGUUAAAAAAACAGGGUGUUAUAGAAGAUGAUUCCGUGUCUUUAAAUAAUUCUCAAGAGGAAGGAUUAAAAGCAUUAAAAAUUAAGAGUACGAUAUUUGAUGAUGAAGAGAAAUCUAAAUUGCUGCAGAAAUUACUGCAAAGUAAAAAUCCUGAUGAUUUGCAAGCUGCAAAUAGAUUAAUUAAAACUAUGGUGAGAGAGGAUGAAAGAAGAGUACAAUUAAAUUCACGUAGGAUAAUGGAGCUAGAAUCUGUUCAUAACAAUGCAAAAUUAUUAUCAGAAAUGUUAGAUUCGUAUAACUGUAAUGAAACUAGUACGGAAGAUCUUGAAUUAAUGAAAGAAUUAUAUCAGGCUUGUGAACGAUUAAAACCAAUUGUGCUCAGAUUAGCAAAUGAAACCCAAGAUAACGAAGGAAUGCUUAGUGAUGUACUUGCUGCAAGUGAUGAAUUGGAACAAGUAUUUGAGAAGUACACUGCUAUUAUAGUUCAUGGUAAAUGUGUGAAGCCUAAAACAGACUCCGAUAUCAGUCCGUAUUUAUUAGAUUUAUCUUCUCCAAUGGAGAAUGUUCCUCUUAAAAGUGAUGGUGUAAACGCAAUGACCACGAAGUCAGAUAUGGAAGUUUUAGGAGAUAUCUUCAGUUCACUAGGGAAGUCUGAAGAUUCAGAAAUCUCUUCGGUUUCUGACGCAAAUCUCUUAAUGAUCGAAUCAGUCAUGCAGCCAAUUAAUGUUUUACCUAAAAAUAAAAAAGAUGAAUUAAUCAACACAUCUGAAAAGAAAAUUGACAGUAAAGCAAAAGCACUGGAGGAAUUGAACGAAUUGGGAGAGUCUUUGCUUAAACAAAGCUUAUCAGGCAUAGUAUCGAAUUCACGUGUAAAAUUAGGAAGCAGCAGUUCUUCACAUUUUCCUAAUUUGUCGGAUACUACAAGUGUAAAAAACGACAAACUGUCUGAUAUUCAUCUUAAAUCAAGCGAUAACAUUCCUUCUCACGAUGACGCAAAUCCUCAAACAAUCGAAUCUAAUGCAAAUGAGAAGAUAGAAACGGACCGAUGUAACAAUCGAUCAAGUGUAUGGGAUGCUGCUUCAAUAAUACCGUCAACGGAAAAUUCAGUUAGUCCCGAACCGGAGAUUAAACCAUUAACAGACAUUAACAUUAGCCUUCAAGAUAUAAAACCAGGUAUUAACCCGCCUAUGACAGUAAUCGAAGAGAAGAAUGGUAUAUCUGUUGUGCUUCAUUUUGCUCGAGACAAUCCAAGGCAAGAUGUGUUUGUCGUAGUGAUUACGACAAUGAGUAAGAAUUUGAAGCCACUUACCAAUUACUUGUUUCAAGCAGUGGUGCCAAAAAAAUGUAAAUGUAGACUGCAGCCACCUUCUGGAACAGGAUUGCCUGGUCAUAAUCCAUUCUUGCCUCCAUCAGCAAUUACUCAAAUUAUGCUAAUUGCAAAUCCUACCAAGGAAACGGUAUCAUUAAAGUUCAUGUUAAGUUAUACAAUGGACAAUGAAACUUUCACAGAAAUGGGUGAAGUAGAAAAGUUGCCUUUCAUUUAAAGUACUUAAAGUAUAAUUACGAAGAGUAAACUCACAAAAAUGCAGGUUCCAAUAGCUAAAAGGAGAAUAAUAUAUAUAUAUAUAUUAUAUAUAUUAACACAUAUUAUAUAUAUAAUAUGUACACAUAUAUUAUAUAUAUUAACACAUAUUAUAUAUAUAAUAUGUACACGCGUACACACACACACACACACACACACACACACACACACACACACACACAAAAUUUUCCAAAAUUGGAAUCAUGAGAAAGUAAUUUUCUCUUAUGCUUUAUUUCUUGGAUUAUAAUUACAAUUUUAUCUUCAUUAUCAUACUUAUUAUUAUAUUUAAAGAUAAAAUUAAUGUUACGUAGUUACUUAAAAGUAAUGUUGUGAUUUAUGUAUAUGCUUGAAAAUGUGCAAAUUUAAGAUCAGAAGAUGGAAGUGGAUACAUUGGAAAAUGAUACAUGAUAAAAUCGAAGUAACUAUAAUUGAAAAAUAGCGGAAAGAAAAGGCACAAAUAAAAGAAACAACAAAGCACGAAAAUAGAUAGUUUAAUAUAAAUUAUAAGUUAAAACGAUAUUCCUCCUUAUUAUUAAAUAUAAAUGAGAACAAUAUGGUAUUCAAAGUUUAAACAAAUGUACUGCUCGUUUAGGAAACGGAAAGUACUUCAUCACGAAAUGCAAGAGCAGUAACUGCUUUUUGGUGACCCUGAUAUUCUCGUUCUACUACUCCUGUUGAUACAUUCCAUAAUCUUGCAACGCCAUCGGACGAAGCUAAAUCAAAUCAAAUGUUGAAAUUAAAUCCAAAAAACGUGAUAACAAAAGAAUAAAAAAGAAAGUAUGUUAUUACCAGUAAA